This is a messenger RNA of Macrobrachium nipponense, 744 nucleotides long. RefSeq lists its product as uncharacterized. Lineage: Eukaryota; Metazoa; Arthropoda; Malacostraca; Decapoda; Palaemonidae. The record is from RefSeq and is a predicted model, not a curated record. The coding region runs from base 1 to 744 and encodes 247 amino acids. The transcript has 2 exons.
AUGAACUAUGUAGAUCAUAAUGUGUAUGAAUACAUUGAGGGGUGUGUGAAUUAUGAUGCUGCCAUUUCCACAUUGGAAAAGUUAUAUGUUAAGGCACCAAAUGAAAUAUUCACCAGGCAUUUACUUGCUAUUUGCCAACAAAAGGCAGGAGAAACUUUGGAUGAGUUUUUGAGAGAAUUGCAUAAAUUAGGCAAGGACUGUAAUUUAAAGGCAGUUAGUGCAGAACAGUACAGAGAGGAGCUGAUCAGGGAUACUUUUAUAAAUGGCCUGGCCUCACCUAUGAUUCGGCAGCGUCUUCUUGAAAAUAAAACUCUAGACGUAGAGGCAGCUUACGACCAGGCUUACUCUUUAGGCCUUGCGCAACGUAAUGCUAGUUUUUACAGUCACAUGCUUCUUCAUGUUGGGCAUACUGCUGCUGUGGUUACCCCUGAUCAUGCUCUUAUUGCAGAUGAUCAUGUGAAGAGUGGACCAACGUCCGAGAGCUGUGAGUCAUCUGUUCUUGCGGCUAACACUGGAACCACUUUUCCUCAGAGCCUCUAUCGGGCAGCUACCACAACAACAAUCAAUGGACGGAAGUUGACAGCCCUUGUCAACUCAUGCAGUGAUGACAGUUAUAUAGAUGCAGAUGUAGCAUGGGAAUUGAAGCUACCAAUACAUCCCACCAAUAAAGACGUUGCUUUAGCACAGAAAUCUUUGCAUACAAACUCUCAGGUUAUUCAAUGUGGACUUGACUCUUCAUCUUAA